Microthlaspi erraticum is the source of this 678-nucleotide messenger RNA. The record is from the annotation of a GenBank genome assembly. Lineage: Eukaryota; Viridiplantae; Streptophyta; Magnoliopsida; Brassicales; Brassicaceae.
AUGGGUCCUCACAGUUGGGUAGAGACGUCUUCAUCCUCCGUGCCGUCCCCGGCGUCUUUAGAUCCAGGUCUCCUCGGAGAGUAUGAAGACGGCAUUCCUCAUCUGUGUUACUGCGGUGGAUCGGUUUUUGUUGAGACGACCGCCAACGGAGACAGUAAAGGAAUGAGAUUUGUCACUUGCCGCCGCCGUGAUGAAGCUGGGCAUCAUAUUCGCAAGUUGUGGGAUAAUUGUGUCGAAGAGGAAAUUGAAAUGUUGCGCUCUGACAUUACAAGUCUGAAGGAGGAUUCCCGCACAUGUGCCCACGCGGACGAAGCACUUAAAGAGAUAAGUAUCCUGUGGACCGACUUACUUUUGGCGGAAAAAAAAACCCGUGAUCUGAAGGAAGAUCUGGAGAUGGAUAUUGUGAAGAUAAAAGAGGAUUUUCUGCAGACGGAGGUGUUGGUUCGUGAUCUGCUCAAGGAGCACAAGACUGGAGAUUACAUUUGUGCUUGCUACAUUUACUCUAUUCCUUGGUCUUUUCAUAAUUUGGUUCAAGUAACUGCUCAGAAUCAAGUGGCAGACGUCAGUCUCUAUGUUCACCAAAGCGUGUUUACUCGGAAGAAGACCGUUAUCCGUUUUUUCAAGCUUUGUAUGAGGACUUGUUUCUCUUUAUGUUAUGCCUUAGUUUAUAUGUCCUAA